AUGUUGAGCAAGGUGCAGGUGGAAUCUCACUGCACCUGUUAUACCGUCAUCUCACUAAGAUUUUUUAUACAGGUGGACCGACUAACGGACUCAUUGGGGAAGCGGAACGUUCUCGACAACGCUUAUUUUGAGGUGGAUGAGAUCAGGAGGCAAUAUCUUGCGGAUGAGGCAAAGAGGCAGGAAGAGGAAGAAGAACAACUCAAGCAUAAAACGUGGAAUCAAAACCGAGGUACUCACGUGGUUUCCAGUCAAUUACGUCAUCAACAGCCAUUUUUACAACAACGCUCCAGACCUUUCACCUGGGAUUUGAUCAACAACCAGUCGAUGACAUUAUCAUCAUCAUCUCCGUUUCAACAGCAACUCAGCAUACAACAGCCCAGUUUACAACAGCACAGCUUACAACAGCCCUGUUUACAACAGCAACUCGGCUUACAACAGCACAGCCUACAACAGCAACUCAGCUUACAACAGCCCAACUUACAACAACCUAACUUACAACAGCCCGGCUUACAACAGCCCGGCUUACAACAGCCCGGCUUACAACAGCCCGGCUUACAACAACCUAACUUACAACAGCCCGGCUUACAACAGCCCGGCUUACAACAGCCCAUCUUACAACAGCCCGGCUUACAACAGCCCGGCUUACAACAGCCACAGCGACCAACUCAAUAUCCCAACCAACUCCAACAACAGGCGCAUCCACCGCCCCAAUCGGCGCACCCACCCCAGCAGACGGUGCACCCACCCCAGCAGACGGUGCAUUCUCUGCCACCCCCGCCAACAAGUCAAAACCAACAAGCAGUUCAACCUAACGCCUGCCGGCUAUCCCAACAACAACAAGUGCCACCCAACUUAUGUCGGAUAUCAAAAAUGGCGACUGUCCUUCCGCUGCAGCGAUGCCCGGAUGUGGGUCACGGCUCGGGGCAGCAGAUGGAGGCGCACUCUCGUCUGGACAACGACCCGGCCAUCAUGUCCUACUCGUACAAGGCGGCGGCAGCGGCGGCAGGCAACAAAUGA
Physella acuta is the source of this 1017-nucleotide messenger RNA. RefSeq names its product PAX-interacting protein 1-like. The record is from RefSeq and is a predicted model, not a curated record. Lineage: Eukaryota; Metazoa; Mollusca; Gastropoda; Physidae.